CAUACGAACGCAAGAUGGCUGCCAAUUUAUGUGAACGCAAGGACAAGUAGAAAAGUGAUAUCCGUUUGUGAUAUUUCGUUUAUAUUUGUGAUAAUAACGAUAAAAAUAUUAUCAUUGUUUUGUGUAUGUGCCUGAAGGAAGUUUUUGUGCAAUAUAUUAUGAGUUAUUAAUGUUUUAAAGUAGUUUGUGUAAUCUUACGUUGGAUGGUACAAAAUGUUCCUUGUUGAAUUGUGAUUAUUUAUGCAGUGAUACAAGUUUUUGGAUCGCUAUGACGCUUGUUGUUGGAUGAUAUCUGUGUUAUCACCUGGGCGGGUAUGGAGAAGGCCAAGGCGUACAUAAAGAGCUCGCUGGCGUCAAAGCCGGCGUCGCCGUGCGCGUCGCGCGACAAGCCGGCGCCCGCGCAGCAGGAGGACGCGCGCGUGUGCUUCGUGUGCGGCGGCGCCGGGUUCAGCGACCACUACACCGUCAGAGUCAAGCCUGAUACGCAGUGUACGGAGCCUUACUUCCCGUUCCUGGGCGCGCACGCGCCGCCGGCGGGGUACCGCGCGGAGGGCGACGAGGAGGGCACAGUGCGAUGCUGCUGCGUGUGCUACACCUUCCUGCGCCAGCAGUGGGAGCAGUACGACCGGGAGAACAAGCCCCACUCCCAGCGCUUCUACUGGAUGAAGAGGCUUGACGGCAAGCCUUUUAUAGGCGCCGACAUGUCGUUCCAGGGCGAGUACGCGGCGCAAGUGCUGGGUCUGUCGGGCGAGCCGCGCGACGAGGCGGCCGCGUCGCCGCGCCCCGCGCCCUUCCCGCCCGACGCGCCCGCGCCGCCGCCCGACAAGGACCAGAACCAUACUAAUCAUACCAAGUUUAAUAAUAAUCAGCGGUUUAGCGGCACGGGCGGCGGCGCGGCGGGCGAGGAGGAGGGCGUGCUGGACCUGCGCGCGCGCGAGCCGUCCGUCAUCUCCGUGGGCAGCCAGCACUCCGGCGCCUCCGAGCCGCCCGGGUACCUCGACGCCGUCAGAUCAACGGUGUCGGUGUACUCGGGCAACUCGAACUCGAGCUCGGACCGCGACAUCCUGGACCUGUCGAUGCCGGACAAGAACUCCAUGACGGAGGUGUGCUACGUGUGCGGCGACGAGUACAAGCGCGGGACGUUGUAUAACUUGCACACCAAGGAGCCUAAGGAUAAAUCGAAUAAGCAAGCGUACUUCCCGAUCUUCGGCGAGCAGCACCCGCGGCCGCCGCGCUCGCGGCCCAAGGACGCGCAGGGCACCGUCCGCGCCUGCGCCGCCUGCCAUCACCAUCUGCUGCAGCAGUGGAACGCGUACCAGAUGCGUGCGGUCCCGGCGAAUGAGCGCGUAUACACACUUAGAACUCGACCGCCGUCGUUACUCCCUCCCUCCCCGCUGAGCCUGGCGAGCUCGGGCGACAAGUCGCUGGCGGCGCACACGCACUCGCCGUCGCUGGAGCGGCCGGCGUCGCAGCCGUCGGCGCCCGCCACCACCGCCAGCUUCGUGUGCUACGUGUGCGGCGUCAGCGCGCCCAGCUCGCAGCUCCGCCUCGUCUACUGCUGCCCCAACCCCGAGCGGGAGCCCUACUACCCCUUCAUCACGACGCUCAAGCCUCAUCCCGAUGCCAGUCCUAUUAGUCCACAAGGCAUGGUACAAAUUUGCGCGUCGUGUUACAAGAGCAUACCCCACAAGUACCCCGCGUACGGCGAGAACGGCGAGCCCAACGCCGCGCACAAUAACUCACACACCAAUAACAUUAGGUUUAAGCCAUACGACAUGAAGUCGAGUUCGAGUCAGUCGAGCAAGCGGCCGUCGAACGCGCUCUCCAGCAGUCCGCAGAGUCAGAUCGUGGCGGGGGAGAAUGGCAUGGGACUGUAUAGAUGCUACGUGUGCGCGGGGCUGUUCCCGCAGCAGUCGAUGGAGUGGCUGUCGACGGUGGCGGAGUACAUGAACUCGCACGCGAUGCACUUCCCGUGCCUGGCGGGGGCCGGCGCGCGCGGCGGCCGCGUGCUGGCGUGCUCGCGCUGCGUGCGACACCUCGCGCGCCAGUGGGAGCUGCUCGACGCCGAGCGCGUGCCGCUCGAACACCGCAGGUACAACAUCCCGUCGCCACUGCCGGCUAACUCGUCGAUGAACGGCGAGCGAGUCAUCCCCACCCCACCGUCGACGACGUCCGACCGGACCGUCGCUAGUAAUAAUGCGUGUACGUCAAUCUACUGUUUCCUGUGCGGGCUGCACUCGGACUUCACGUUAGCGCGGAUCCUGUACGGCCAGCCGCAGGGCAACGCGCCAUACUUCCCCUGUCUCCUCACACACCAGAGUCACCCGAACGCGGAGCAGCUGCGCGAGAACGGGUCGGCGCUGGUGUGCACCUUCUGUUACCACUCGCUGCUCAGUCAGUGGCGGAGGUACGAGGCGCUGGGCGGGUACCCGGCGGAGCGGCGCGUGUACAACACGCACGACUACCACUGCCAUCUGUGCGGCAUCAAGACUUACAGGAAACGAGUUAGGGCGCUACCUAUUAAAGAAUUCCCAUUCUUAGUGCAAAGGCGGACUGAAAAUUCAUUAUUAUUAGAAAAUGGCGAUUAUGCCGUAGUAUGUUUAGAUUGUUAUGAAAGUUUAAGGACGCAGGCGCAGGACUACUGCCGGCGCGGGGUGCCGGUGGACAAGCGCGAGUACAACUGGCUGCAGCAGCCGCCGCCGCCCGAGGACUCCGCCGACGUCACCAUCGCACGCCUGCCGUCAGGGGACCGCUCUGACAAGCUCAUCCCGCAGUCGCUGGUGAUGUCCCGCGGCAGCUCGAAGCGGAACAGCCCCAAGCAGCCCGCCGCGCCCGAGCGACGCCUCGCGCCCAACAAGCUCGACAAGAACGAACAAGGUGUGAGUGCGAGCAAAAUACCUAAGCGAGCCGAGAUCCCCCCGAACAAAGGCGGUCCGUUCGCGGCGGCGCUACGGACGCUCGCCAAGAACGCGGGACCCGACGCUAAGGACGGCACGGCGGCCGCGGCCCCCGACAAGGAGAAGCCGGCGGCACCGCCCAAGCGCGCCAGCCCGCACCACCUGCCCGCCAGCGGCUUCCAGCCCUACCGACCUGAUGACAGACUGUCGCACCCGGCGGCGUCGUUCCCGCUGCUGGAGCCGAGCGCGUACUCGCCCUAUGCGCACCCCAGCAUCUACUCCAGCGCCGCGCUGCAAUACAGACUGGCGGCGGAGGAGCAGAUGUACCUGGAGCGCGUGUUCCGCAGCGGCGCGGUGGGCUGGCUGCCGCCCUACGCGCUGUACCCGCCGCUGGCGCCGCCGCUGCCGCUCGUGCACCCGCACCACGACGACAAGGAGCACCGCGACCGCGAGCGCGAGAGUUUGUACAAACUCCACAGGGAGCGCGAGCGCGAGCGCGAGCAGCGCGAGAAGGAGCAGCGCGAGCGACUGCAGCGCGACAAGGAGCGAGCCCUGCUGCACCCGCAGCUGCUGCCGCCGCCCUACCUGCCGCGCGCGCUGCUGCCGCCGCCGCUGCUGUACCGCCCCUACCGCGUGUUCCCGCCCGAGCCCGCGCCGCCCGCCGCGCCCGCCGCCGAGCCGCCCGACGAGCGGCCCGCAGGUGACGACGCGCCCGCCUGACCGCCGCACGCACACACACACUCUAUAUAUCCGUCUUUUGCAUAUUCUAGCGUCAAUCGACUUAUAUUAUUGUACAAAAUCAUGGUUUCUUUUGUACGCAGCGGUGUACCCGCAUGCGGUGGGUGAGACGCGUAUUGCGAUCUUGUCGAUUAUGAAUUUUUUUUAAUGUAUUGCGCAUCGAACUGAUAUGCGGUAAGGCUAAUAUCAGUUGAAGUAUGAAACAACAUAUAAAAAAUAAAACAAUAGCUAAAAUUAACUACAAAAAGUAUUUUCACAUAUCAACAUUUUUAAAUAAAAAAACAUGUCCACUAAUAUAGUCAAUCACUAAUAAAAUAAUUUCUCCUAUUUUAAUAAUCACAUUGAUAUUUCACAAUUUCAUGAUUAAAAUUGAUCCAAGUCUCAUAAAUCCUUAUAAGACUGUUUAUCGGUUCGAUCGUAUUGCAUAGAUCUACAACAAAUUGUAUCAUAAAUUAUACUUUCCCUCCUCAUUCGCUGAAAGAAUCGAAAAUAGCCAAUCGUUGUUUCAAGAACUUUGUCGUUUCACAUACAAUUGUUAACAUUAUUUCUGUUACUUUGUUAAUUCAUCCUUGUUUUAUGUGUACUAAUUUAUUUAGUAUUACCGAAAUAAAUGUACAUCGGGAAAUCAGUGCAAACGCUGACAUUGUAUGCAAUAUUAACCAUAGACAUUAUUCACGUGAGACUUACAAGUAAAUAAGUAAUAACUUGUAUAAAAAUUAAUUUGCUAGGUAGCCUAAAACUCAUAUUUGAAAAUACAUAUAAAUCGGUGCGCUAAUAGAUAUAAGAAAGUUCGUCACUAGUCAAGGGUAAAGCCAAUCGACUUUUUUAUCGAUAUUUUAGUAGACUCGAAAUACUAUCGAAGCUUAAGUUUCACGUAAAUAAUGUUUCACGACUUUUGACUGAUUUUUUUUGUAAUUUAAAGUACUUGAUGACAAUUAUGGAAUACAGAUAUAUUUGAAAUAUAAUUAUAUUCAUAAUUGUAUCUUCCAAUUGCUAGAGACUUAUCGAGAGAAAUUGUUACUUGUGUGCUUUUAUCGAAACCGAUCGAACAAUCGUUAUGUUUAUUUGUGUUCCGAGUGAGUGUAUCGUUAUGCCAAUAGUUUGACAACUUUGUAUUGAUUUUUAAUACUGAUUCGUAUGUUUGUGAUAAAGUAAUGUUAAUUUAGUGUUGUGACAGGAAUUGUUUGUUAUCUGACAAUAACGCUGAGUUUCAUAUGAAAAGACAAUAAGUUUGUGUAUUCGUUUUUUGAAGUUUUUUUGUUAGUAAGUUACUAACUACAUAAAUCACUUCCAAUCAUUAUAUCGAUACUGAUAGGUUUUCAUCAGUGUUUUGUAAACAAAAAAUCGAUUUUCUUUUGUAUUUAUUUGUUAUGAAUUUUUCAAUAAGGCUGAUAUCCAGUCUUCUGUAGUUGUAAGACGAAGCUUGUCACGCGAAUGUUUGUACGUUUGUAAGUUAUGUAACAGCGGUCAGUUUCGAUACAAGUGCACAACUGUUGCUACUCACCGCGACGGCACUACAUUGCAAUGUCAACCUUAUGUUAAGUGUGUACGGUGCAACUGUCUCCUGUGUGUGCACGAGAGAGUCGACAGAGUGAAGCCAAACGAUAGAACUGCCGAGUUCCUACAUAUAUAGCGCCUCUACGCUUACUUACACGUGAUGUUACUGUCUGCUGAUCAAACCCUGACGAAUAAACGACUGCCCGGCGCAGACUUACUACAUACCAUGUGCGGUUAUUUAAAAUUAUAUAUACAUUUAGAUGUAAACAAAUGUAUCGAUCGAUAAUGCACGAAUUAUAUACGUAGGCAUGCGCCGUGUCGCCCGCCCCCAACUGUACUUACUGCGGGGCCCGGGGGCCCGGGCCGGGCCGGUGUCGGGCCCCGGCUCGCGGGCCCCCGCGCCGCUGCGGGCCCCGGGCGACGCGUCGCAACUAUUAAUUUAAUUUGUAAUUUCGGUAGUGCGGGGCGACUGUGAUGGACCCCGCGUGACCGACGACUGCAGUGUUUAACGAACAUUCUAAUACAAAACACGAAAUUUUAUAACAAAAAAACCUCUUUAUACGUUAACUUAGAUAGUUAUUAUUAAUUUUAGCUUUUAAUAGGUGUUCAAUAUUUUUCAAUGUUUUUUUGAAUCACGAGCAGCAUUUAGGCGCACGGCGUGUUGUCGUGCUCCAAGUGUCAGUGUCCGAUAUGUCAUGUAAAUAUUAUAUUUAAUAGUUAGAUAUGAUAUGGACAAUACCUAACAAGUGAAAAAAUAUGGUUUUAUUGAAAAAUACAUUCAAUGAAAUUAA
Helicoverpa zea (corn earworm) is the source of this 5923-nucleotide messenger RNA. RefSeq lists its product as uncharacterized. The transcript has 23 exons. Lineage: Eukaryota; Metazoa; Arthropoda; Insecta; Lepidoptera; Noctuidae. The coding region runs from base 315 to 3617 and encodes 1100 amino acids. The record is from RefSeq and is a predicted model, not a curated record.